AUGGCCAGAACUGGCACCAAGCGGAACUACCAGUCCUUGGACUUGGCCGAGGUCAAAAGGCCAAAGGUCGGGCCCAAGGACAAGAAGCCUGCCGUCGCUGCCGCUGCCGCCGCCAUCGCUGUCGGAAUGGUAGCUCGGGCCUCUUCAGACUCGGGCUACCAUUCCGACUCGUCCGCCGCCGCCGCCGCCGACAACGACAACGCGGGAGAAAGGCUCUUCAACAAGCAGACCGCCAAGAGACCUCCUCCCAGCUCCCAGCUCCCCUUGGCCGCCCGUCUGCAGCAGCGCUUCGGAGCUCGCGACGAGUCCUUGGCCCUGGCUUACCCGGAGCAAUGCGCCCGCGGUCUCUACAUCUACGCCGACGGCUCCAACAUCUCCGUGUCCUUCUUUAACGACCUGAAGAAGCGCAUGGGCAUGUCCAAGGACCAGCGCCUCUCAACCUCCGCCUUCUCCUUCCACGCAUUCAGGGGAAUACUCGAACGAGGCAGAGAGGUCAAGGAGGGCGUGAUCGUCGGCUCCCGUAACAACAAGGCCGGCAACAACAGGUCCUCCUCCUCCCCUUCCUCCGUCCCCCUGUACCUGCAGGAGGCCGAGGCGUGUGAUUACACCGCCAAGGUCCUCCAGCGGGUACCCGCAGACAACUCCUCGUCUGCGGGCUCCUUCGCGAUGAAGGAGCAGGGGGUCGACGAGACGGUCCAGCACCACAUGCGCAAGGCCGUCCUCGACAACCUCGGUGCCCCCGGCGUCAUGAUCCUCGCUACGGGCGACGGCAACCUCGACGGCGACAUGGAGGGAGGCUUCCCCGCCGCCGUGCAGUCUGCCCUCGCCAACGGCUGGGUCGUCGAGGUCUACCACUUCGCCGAGUCCGCCCACUCCACCUGGCGCGAUCCGCGGUUCCUCCACAACCCGGAAUGGGACGGCCGCCUCACAUGUCACGCGCUCGACGACUUCGUCUUUGACAUGGAUGCCAAGCAACAGCCGGUCACUCCGCUCGGAGCUGAGGUGCCUCGCACAGCCAAGAGCACCAGACGCGAGAGCCGGCCGGCUUACGUGCCGUCUUGGACCCUGCCACCUACUCAGAAGGCAGCCUCCUCCGUCUCUCUUCCUCCGGCAGCGGCGGCAGCGGCAGCAGUCACUCCCCCGCCAAGUCCCCCCUUGGAGAUGGCACCCGCGACUCCAGGGGAGAUGGCUCAGGCCGGACAGAUAGCCGAGUUGGUGGGCAAGCUGAAGCCGGAGUUGAUACCCGUCAUCGCCGCCUCCCUCCUCCGCGCCGCCUCGGCCACUCCUCCUGCUGCUCCUGCUUCCGCCCCUGCUCCCGCGUGUAUUCCUUCCGCAUCACGCGGGGACGUCAGUGGCUUCGCCGGCGGUGCGAUGGGCUACUUCGGAGCCCAGGUCCCCUCUCCGCCCGCCCUCUCCGCCUUCCCCCAGACCUACCCCCUCCAGUACCCCCAAGCCACCUCCUACACGGCGGCCUUGGGCCAGUACCAGUACAACGGGGUCUGGGGGAACCAGGUGGGCUACUACGGGUACACCGGCUGA
Messenger RNA from Colletotrichum lupini, 1539 nucleotides. RefSeq lists its product as uncharacterized. The transcript has a single exon. Lineage: Eukaryota; Fungi; Ascomycota; Sordariomycetes; Glomerellales; Glomerellaceae. The record is from RefSeq and is a predicted model, not a curated record. Bases 1 to 1539 code for a protein of 512 amino acids.